AAGACCCAUUAGUGUCUCAUUAAAACUGGCUUCGUGUUAUAUUUUCCCAUCUGUGCAAGAUGAAUCAAACCGGCGCGAAAACGGUCUUCGUCGUGCUGUUCCUUUGGUUAACGCUCCUGUCGGACAGAGUUGUAACCGCUCCAGCUGACGGAGGAAGUAGUACCGAACUUGGGAUUGUGUGCGGCAGAAACGAAGAGCCGACGAAAUGCAUCGCAUGUAUACCAACCUGUGAUCAUCCCCUGCCUCUGGUGUGUCACAAUCCACCGAAUUGUCAGUCGGGUUGCAAGUGCAAGUUGGGCUUCUUGAAAGACAGCGACGGCGACUGCGUGACGAUCAUAGGUUGCAUAAUCGAUAACAUAAAGAACGGACGCGAAUGGUCCAUCGCCGAUCUUAUGAAGUUUCCACAGCAGAAAAACACUGUUUGAUGUACGACGAUUUUAGUUCUCAGCUGAUCUUGCAAAGCGAUGCCUGGCGAUGAUAAGUGUCUUUUCGUCGAGUAUUUAUCGAGUUAGGUGAAAUCUCCGUUAGAAAUGUAAAUGUGAUAUCAGUACAAUAAAAAGUAAAACCUAAUUCCCUGUUUACUAUGUAGCAGAGAAUACGUAAAUAUUUAUAUAUGUAUGCCUAACUGAAACGCGGUCAGUUACGCUCGUUUUAGUGAAUCUCAUCGUCGUGUCGGAGAUCACGACCUCCCAGUCCGAUCGGGACCUCGUUAAGAGGCGUAGUGUCCCAAAUAUAAA
Molecule: messenger RNA, 737 nt
Organism: Dufourea novaeangliae
Lineage: Eukaryota; Metazoa; Arthropoda; Insecta; Hymenoptera; Halictidae
Exons: 4
Coding region: 60-425 (121 amino acids)
Source: RefSeq, a predicted model, not a curated record